Molecule: messenger RNA, 654 nt
Organism: Trichoderma breve
Lineage: Eukaryota; Fungi; Ascomycota; Sordariomycetes; Hypocreales; Hypocreaceae
Product: nmrA-like family domain-containing protein
Exons: 1
Coding region: 1-654 (217 amino acids)
Source: RefSeq, a predicted model, not a curated record
AUGGCAGAUGCUGCUGUUGCUGCUGGAGUUCAAUGGUUUAUCCCAUCCGAGUUUGGACACGAUACAACUAAUCCUCGUGUUGUUGAAGUUCUUCCCCUAUUGCGGAAGAAAGUGAAGAUAGUAGACUGCUUGCGCUCAAGAGAAAAGGAUGGAUUGAGCUGGACGAGUUUGCAUACUGGGUUCUUUUUCGAUUUCGGCUUCACUUUCGAUCUCCUGGGGUUCGAUCUACGCCAGAAGACAGCAGCCAUAUGGGAUAACGGCAACAACAGAUCAAGUAUGUCCACAUUCAAGACCAUUGCACAGGCCAUAAUACAGAUCUUUACGGAUCCCAUGUCACGAGAAGAAGCAAAGAAUCAGUAUAUACGUAUUGCAACAGUGACGACGACUCAGAAUGAGAUACUCCAAGCUUUAAAAAGAGUCAGCGGGACUAAGUUCCAAGUCACUCGCAUCGAAACGGCAAAGGGGAAGCGCUUGGGAGACCAACAUUUAGCAUCAGGAGACGAGGACAAGUAUGUGGCCCUAGGGAAGAACGCAUUCUUGGAUUGGGAAAAUAGAUCUGGACCUCACUGCCUGACCACUAAAGCUCAACAGGAAUCCGUCCUGGACAUUGUGGGUCGCAUGUAUCCAAAAGUCACUGGGGAGGGCGUGCAGUAA